Messenger RNA from Alternaria incomplexa, 882 nucleotides. RefSeq lists its product as uncharacterized. Gene Ontology annotation, molecular function: dioxygenase activity. The transcript has 3 exons. NCBI's taxonomy places the organism in Eukaryota, Fungi, Ascomycota, Dothideomycetes, Pleosporales, Pleosporaceae. Bases 1 to 882 code for a protein of 293 amino acids. The record is from RefSeq and is a predicted model, not a curated record.
AUGCCUCACUCAGACCACUCCCCAUCCCCACCACGCGAUCACUUUCCCGACCUUCCAGUCUUCCCCGACAACGUACCCACCGCGCCACUUCUCCGCAUCUCGCUUCAAAAGCUACUCAACCACGACGAAGAAGAACAAAACAGAUGUUGGCAAGCAUGUCGCGAGCUGGGUUUCUUCUAUCUUGACGUACGCAACUCCGAUACACAUUUAAACAGUGACAGCACCAAUACCACCGAUAAAUCCGCCGUCCACGGCGAUGCGUUACUUGAAUAUGUGGAUACGCUAUUUGAAGUCAUGCGAGACUUCUACGAUCUAGAUGUCUCGGAGAAGAUCAAAUACGAUUUCAAAGACCAAGGCAGUUACUUUGGCUACAAAGGAAACGGCGAAGGUUAUGUCGAUAAGCAAGGGACGAAAGACCGGAACGAAUUCUACAAUAUCUCCAAAGACGACAUUCUCGGCCUCAGUUCCCCCCUUCCCUCCCCAGCCGUCCUGAACCCACAUCGCGACCUAUACAAAUCCUACAUCACAUCCUCCCAUGCAAUCUGCAUGCUCAUAACCUCCCUCCUCUCCUCCCGCCUCCCUCUAGCAACAGAAAAGGUUUCAGCAGGCGGCCUACCCGCAAUCCACCGUCUGCACGCCUCAUCAGGCGACCAAAUCCGCUUCGUCAAAGCACCACCCCAAGAACAAUCCCUCAAGGGCGUCGCAUUAGGCGAACACACAGAUUUCGGCAGCGUCACAGUCCUAUUCAACCGCCUAGGUGGCCUGCAAGUCAGACUGCCAUCCCACAUCUCCCCUCUCGCACCAGCAUCCACAUCCCCACCACCCACAGCCAUCGAGAAGAAACUCUGCGAAGAUGGCUGGACUUCUCAAAUGGCGCGUUGA